Dermacentor silvarum is the source of this 3723-nucleotide messenger RNA. RefSeq lists its product as uncharacterized. The transcript is spliced from 3 exons. The coding region runs from base 163 to 3084 and encodes 973 amino acids. NCBI's taxonomy places the organism in Eukaryota, Metazoa, Arthropoda, Arachnida, Ixodida, Ixodidae. The record is from RefSeq and is a predicted model, not a curated record.
GGAGGAGGACCACGGCACACGGGUGGCGGCGGGCGCCUGCAGGGCAGCGGGAGAGGCUGCCGCCGAAGAGCGCGAUGCGCCGUCGUGCCGCCUUAGCGGCCGUCGUCGCUACCCGCCGGCAGCAGCAGGCUCGCUGACGACGGUCCGCAGCACCCAGCGGCCAUGAGUCGGGCACGGCUCCCCGAGUGCCACGGGGCCGCCGUCGGCCCGGGGUUCCCGCCCCGGGGCGGUGACGAACGAGACCGCCGCCAGCCGUCGCUGCUCGAACAGGAGCUGAUCGAGUGCCUUCGCGAGCAGCUGCCCCGAGUGCGGCGCGGAGACGCCUUCGCGCCGGAGGUCGUGCUCGAGUUCGUGCGCAGCAUCACCGAGCUGCAGGGCGACGACUUCAAGGAGCGCGGCGCGCCGCCGGAGCGCCCUCCGGCGGAGGCGACGCAGACCCGCGAAGGCAAGCACAUCCUGGACUUGUCCCUGGAGGCCCUCAACUGCGACCCCGUGCCGGUGCUGCUGCCGCUGGUGGUGAGCCCGAGGGGCGCCAGCGACACUGCGGUCGCCAACUCGAACGGCUCGUGGAAGCUGGACCAGCGCCGAUGCUCGGCCGAGAACGCCCAGCGCCGCUUGCGGCUUCGCUCGCAGCCGAGUUCCGAGGGCGACCACGAGAGGGCCGUGAUUGCCGAAGCGCUGAAGGACAUUCGACGGCGCCUCGACCCGUCCCCUCAGGAAUCGUCAGAAGAGACGCCCGGUCCUAGCGAGCUCGAAGAGCUCAUGGAGGACAGCUCGCUCGCGACCACAUCCGAGGAUACGUCAUCGUCCCAAGACAACACUGGAGAGAAGGGCGGCGACUCCACCAGUGCAGAAACCACGGAGGUGACAGAGCAGCUAGACAUCGAGGACUCCUCCGAGGAACAGUCAGCAGCCAGCGCCAAGGACUUGUGCCCCACCUUCCCAGCAGCAGCCAACUACGACGUCCUCUCGUCAGCCGUGUCGUGCCUCGAUCCGGUGGUUGACCACGUGGAGCCUUUGUACACCAUGAGGAACGUGUACCAGAACAUCGCGCAAGCCUACGACACUGUGUUCGGCUCCGCGCAGGUCGACGCAGAAGUACCGCUGUUCCUAGACGAGAACCCGAAACAGCCGGCCGACAGCUGCUCGGCCUGCUACGACUUCACGAACCACGAGUACCUCACCCACCACGAGAGGCUUCCGGGAGGCGCGUUCGAGCGAUUCAUUUCUUCCAGUCACCAGAGCGACGCCGACGUCAAACAGCAGACGGUACCACGGGUGCCGGACCUCCUGUGCGGUGACGACUGCCACUUCCAGUCGCCGCAAGUUGUUCAGCAGUUUCAGCAGGUGCCCCUGAACGCGGAACUGCAUGUUGCCGUUCAACAGCCCGACGGUGUGAGCGGCAGCUCAAUGAUACCCAGCGUGGACGAGAAAUCCUUCAUCAAUUUUCUUUUCUCCACCUUGUCCAACGACGACGCCGAAGGCAGGGCCGGACAGCUGGACCCGUUCCAAAUCAACUCCAACGUGGGCUUCCUGAAUGAAAACGCGGACGCUUUCAGCAGCCACGUCUCUCCCGCCGUCAUCGCCGACUACAACAACAACGUCUUCGGUUUCCACGACAACAUGCCGGGUUACCAGGAACUGGCCACCAUCGACGAAACCGAGAGACAGGCCGAGGUUUCUGGCGAAACGCAGGUUGGCUCUACGAUGCGCAAGUUUUCCGAACCCACAGAGAACUCGACUUCGGCCACUUCGACGGAGACGAGCUGUGCCAGGAACACUCCGGCUUCACCCCGGCCCUAUCAGCCAACGUUCGAAAAGGAAAUUCGCAUGACGGGGGCCCAGGUGUUUCAAGUCGAGCUUUCCAACAUGGCGCCGGAGUUCCUUCAGUUGCUGCAGGACAAGAAUGACGACGUGAACGCCGAGAAGGGACACGUCCUUGCUCUAUCGACGAGAAUCUGUGACGUCCUUUCUACCGAACCCGAACGCAACUACGACCUGCUCAAGUCUUCGCCCGAGCGCUGCUCCUGGGCCAAGGCGAGGACUCCGUUCUCCGACGCCAACGCCCUCGCGCCGGCGGCGGAGAUGAUUCCCGUCGCCGAAGAGGCGCUCAAGUUACGACGUCGAAACGGACGCAAUUUCUUCUCAGACGGCCACGUUCUCGGCGAUGCCAUCAGCGGCGGCCAAGCGAAGCACCAAGAACACGUUUUGGACAGGCCCAAGCUCACAUCCUGGCCCCUUAAGCCAGCGUUCAUCACGGACAAGGACUGGAUAAGGCGGUUCGCUCCUCUCAGGCCCAUGUUCGUCAGGGAACAGCGGCAACCCAAGCAGCCACCUCCGCUGAAGCCCGUGUUUCUCGGGCCACAGCAACAACAGCGGCAUCUUCACGACUGGACAGACAGCGACACCGCGGCUAGGCCCUCAGUGGACGGCAGCCUUGGGUGGGCCAAUAACGUUCGCCUACCACCAACCGCGCCCAGCUGCCUCACCGACGACGAGGUGAACACCGAGGACAUUGUCUCGGGCCUGAGGGAGGACACGGCCAUACUCAAGCCGCUGCUCUUGGAGUCUCGAAACCCGAUACGCCAGCAGCUAAUGACGACGGAAUCGAGUUCCAGCGACGACAACAACUCGGACCUCCUAGGACCCUUCGGCACCUCGUCUAGCGACGACAACAAUGAUUCCUGCACUGCCACAUCACUCAACGCCAGCGAAGAGGGCGAAGACUCGGCAAGGACGUCGACCACCGCGACUUCCGCGCCCCCACCGCAGCAUCGGAGUCUCCACCACGCCACGUUCGGCGUUUACGAGAACAACGACCUGAGCCCUGACGAGCCGCAGGCCGAGCUGCUGGCGCCGCUCCCCGCUGGAGGAGUCAUGACCUGGCGCACGUCCUGCAGCGCGCCCUCGGCUACGGACGAGGCCGAGUUUGACGGAUCCGUGCCGCUCUUUGACUGCGCGUCGGCGGCGAGCGAAGAGACGGCCGAGGUCGGUGGAUUCAACGAGGUCUACCCGGGCUCGACCAAGAAGACCAUCACCAUCCGCGCCAUGAUGCCCACCAUCGACGAGGAAGAUCAGGAGUAAGAAACGCGCUGUGCCGGGUGAAGCACACAUUCCCAGAAAUCUUACAAGCUCGGCUGAAGAAACCCUGUGUUCCGAUUCGAGAAAAGUGUCACUCCACUGCGUGUGAACGGUGAACGCAGUUGCGACCGUCGUGGUCAUCGGGCGGAGGUAAAAACGUUCCAAGACCAUUCCAUUCGGCUGAAGGAAUCCUGCGUGCCAAAACGAGAAAGUGUCACUGAUUCUUGAGAGUAAAUGAAGAACCUGAUUGUCUUGGUGCUCACGUUCUACAGAAGGCCGAGUGCCUGCACGCCACCACGCGAGCUCUCUUUAAUCGGCAGUGGACUACCAAAUUUCGGGAUGCAGAUUGAUCGAUCGGUGGACAAGUGGCGUGCAAAAAUGUACCAGCAGUGAAAGUGUCACUCGGAGAAUAUGCUGUUUUACGCUGACAACCUAAACGCAGCGGAACACUGCACAAAAUUGCGAAGUCGCUCAACGGUGGUCGCUCUCUGUAGUUGCUAUUAAAAUUUCGUGAAAAAGUAUUUUUUGCUCUCGUUGCUGUCGGUCCCUGUAUACUUGCAUUUCUAUCCGCAGCAAAUCCGCGCUCAGAUUUUUAUCUUUUCCAGCGGCAGCUGUAAAGGAUAUUUCAUCCGAUUUCAUUGG